GACAAUCGCGUGCAAUUUCUUUGCUGCGUAGAAGAUAAUCAGCUCAGCACAAUGGACCCAUUCUCGAUGUUUAAUUGGUCUACGAAGGAUAUAAAUAUUCUGCUGCCGUACGUGAAGACGCGAUUAAUGUCGGAAUACACGCAGACCACAAUCGCCGAGAAGCUGCUACAGUUCUUGGAGCAACUGGAAGAAUCCGAACGAAACAUCGUAAUUGAAAAACUGAUUACAUUCGAUAUUAUACAUACAAUGUGCGAUGUCAUCCAAACGUCGGAUGAAGAUUUCGUGAAAAUCAUUCUCGAAUGCUUGGAGAUUAUCAGCGCCCAUAAAAUAUUUUAUGAAAAUCAAACGGCUAUACAAGUUAUACAAACAUUAUGUCGGCUUAGUUAUUUCGUAAAUAAGUCACUGAAAGACAUAAGGCUGUUCCAGAAACUCCUAGAGAGCAUAUCUAACAUACUUGUUAGAUCGCUAAAAUUAUAUGCGAUCUUCGAUACGGACUGUAUUUUCGAACAAAUUGUACUGCUCACGAGGAAUGUGAAUAUCGAGGAUUUGCAGAAGAACAAGCUGAAAUUUUCGGUCGCCACGAUGUUUAAUGUCGUCCUGCAGAAACAGAACUUUGAUGAAAAUAUCGAUGCCGAGAUCAUUAUCGAUGUCUGUCACGACAUAUUAAAGUCAAUGACAAAAAUUUUGAAACACGGCAAUGACGACGAAACGAUUGUACUUGCUGCUAAUGCAUUAUGCAGCACCUGCGCCAGCAGCUCACGAUUCUGCAUCUUCAUGCAAGAUUCCAGGGAAAAGAUGCGAACGGAGACCGAUCUUAAGAUUUACGAGAAGAAAAACGAUCUGGAAAUUUGCGUGAAUUAUACGAUGAUGAACUUAGUGUUGCCAUAUCUAAAAGACAAAGACUUGGUUCAUUCAGAUUUAAUAGAACUCGGAUUUUGUAGAAGUUUCGUCAUCUGUCUCGAAUACUUGUAUCAGCUAGAAAAAAAUUGCAAUAAGGACAAUUUGUCUAAACUCUUGGCUGCAGAUGGUUAUCUGAAGCGCCUCUUAUAUUUGAGAGCGCAAUUUCCAGCGACCUUACAAAGGAGCACCUGCAGAUUACUGUCAAGAAUCUUGAGUAUUCUUGGCAAAACGGCAUUCUCCAUAGAUACGGCCGAGUUUGCGGAUAUUUUAUAUGAAGGUCUUCUCGCGCUACCAACAGAUUCGACAAAAUGGAACGAUGCAGCAGCACGUAAAAAAGACGGAUCAGCUCUAAUAAUUCUGCUGUAUUAUCAUUUUCUUGGCACCCAAGAGAAAAACGACAUGCUAUCAUUGGAAUUUUUAACCGCUAGAGUCAUAAAACUUCCAACAUCUACUCCGAUCUCAGUCCUGAUUUUAAAACCUCUGUGGCUGCUAUUUGCCGUAACGUCUCUAUCUCAUCCGCGUCCCGAUUCAAUAUGUCGUUACGAAAACGCGGUCGAUCGAAUGACGAGCAUAUUGCAGCAUUCAGAAAUCAGCGAAUUUUAUACUCAUCAUACCGAUCUUUUACGUUUUUGUCUUACAUGUCCGUACAUCUUACAAGACUUACUAAAACGAGUAUUAAAUUUAUGGCUGAUAGAGUCCGACGGUGAUAUCAAGCCAUUAUCGUUCAAUUAUACCAAAGUUGGUCAACAUUUACUGGAUCUAAUACAACCUGGUUAUUCUGACUGCAUUAUCAACGUUGCCCUGAAAGGGCUUCAACAUUUUGUGCAAAUUAUUCAAGACGAUAGACAAUUCAUGGACCAAUUCGUGGAUAUUGUGUGGCAAACAUUACCUGAUAUACUCUCAUCGUAUCAACCGAAUGCUAUCGUGCCUCGAGUCACGCACGUAGAGACGGCUCUGGAGUUGGCUAGUAUCAUCCCGCCGUCCACGACACCGUUACAGUACAUAAUACGUUGCGCCGAUAAUAUUAUCAAGAUUAUAUUAAAGAGGAAUACAAAAUUAAAAUUCAUAACUUUAGUUGUAACGCAAGCGUAUACUUUGUUAAAUGUCACUGUGUCGCGCAACUCAUUCGAAGUCCUUGAAAUGUACGUAGAGAACUAUCGGCUGCUGAGAUGGUUAUAUAGGAAUGGAUUUUCAAAAGAAAGAUCAGAAUUAUCCACCAUUUGUAUAAAACUGCUUAGUUUUGUCAUUUGUUGUCAAAAAAAGUCAUCAGUAAAGUGCGAAAAGCCAUUGACGAUCAGUGUACAAAAUUUGUGUGAGCUGUUAACAUACGCCAGAUUAUCAUCACAGAACUGCACAGAGAACGCAAUGCAACUUAUAUACGAACUUUUAACACCAAAUGAUGACGGCUCAGCCGUCGUUUUACAAAAUAUCACGACCGAAACCCAUAAUGUAUAUCUGAUUAAUCUUUAUGAAAUUCUCUACCUCAUUCACGCGCAGAUGCACCCGAUAUCGCAUAUCGAAAAGAUCGUAUAUCAAAGUUUAGUUACUCUACUACAUUUUUGUAACACUAAAGCAGCCGCUAUAAUGCCUUAUAUUUGUACUACAAUGAGUACUUAUAAUCAUAUCAAAGGCCUAAACCUGAAACGUUUGCCGCGUCAUUUCGACGAAUUUAUACUUACAUGGCUUCAUUAUUACCAAACAUACGGCGACAAAUUUGAUGGUGUUGUACUACAUUUUAAGUCACCCCUUGAUGAAGCUUUAGAAAAGCUGAAAGAAUAUUUAAUAGUUCUUAAAAAGGAAAAACUGAAAGACGUUUAUCUUAAAUUACAAAGGGCGGUAAGUUAUAUUAUUUUUAGACUAUUCUAAAAUAAUUUAUACUGUAAGAUUAAUAUCUUAAUUAAAAUAUCUGUUGUCUUAUAUUUUAUAUUUUUGUUUCAGCUGUCAUAAUUCGACUAAAAAAUAACAUUUACAGUUCAUAUCACAUUACAUAUGUCACCAUACAUGUAGUAUUGUAAGGAAAAAGUUGUGAAACCGGAUUUACGUCUGGAAUAUCAAGUUUUCUAUUAAAAUAGACAUACUUAAUCUCUAUAAGAAUUUGGUAACUUUGUGUUCAUUUUGAGAGAAAGUUGUAUUAUAACAUCAAAUGUGUACAGCAAUAUUAAAAUAUUAUUUUUCGUUCGCUGUACACAA
Molecule: messenger RNA, 3090 nt
Organism: Wasmannia auropunctata (little fire ant)
Lineage: Eukaryota; Metazoa; Arthropoda; Insecta; Hymenoptera; Formicidae
Exons: 14
Coding region: 52-2766 (904 amino acids)
Source: RefSeq, a predicted model, not a curated record